AUGAUCUUGCUUUUGUCUAGCCUAGCGUGCGCCAUAUUCCUGUUUCUCCUCUGUGUCUCUGACAUAUGGUUUUUCAUUAGAAUAGGAUUGCUUUAUGCCUAUGGCUGUUUCUGGCAGAAGUUUCCAGACGACCUGUUCGAAACGUUCGUCCUACCGAACCUAGUGUUCACGUCUGACUUGGAUUACAUGCUGCAGAUGAACAAUGCCCGCUAUUUGCGCGAGGCCGAUAUCGCCCGCUGGUUCUUUUAUGGUCGGCUCAAGUUCUCUCGGGCGCUCAAAAUAUUACGAGCCAAAACUGUCCUGUCCGCCUCUUGCAGCCGCUAUCGCCGGCCGUUGGGCCUUUUUGAACGCUUUGAUAUCCGCACGCGGAUUUUGGGUUGGGACGACCACGCGUUCUACUUGGAGCAGCAGUUUGUUAGCUGUCAAAAAGGCUUCGAAGUUGCUGUAGUGCACUGCCAGCACCAUCUAACGGGCAUCUCUCCUGUGUGUCUUAUGGAGUUCAUGAUGCAGAAAAAGAACAUACCGGAAGAGCCCUGCUGGUUUACAGCUGUGGUUCACCCAGUCCAGCAGCCUGUUCUGCUCAAGAGCCAACCAUUUGCUCUUGAGUACCCACAAACAGGACAGCGUGCCUCCGACCUCUGGUAUUGA
Molecule: messenger RNA, 648 nt
Organism: Heteronotia binoei (common prickly gecko)
Lineage: Eukaryota; Metazoa; Chordata; Lepidosauria; Squamata; Gekkonidae
Product: protein THEM6-like
Exons: 2
Coding region: 1-648 (215 amino acids)
Source: RefSeq, a predicted model, not a curated record